Leptopilina heterotoma is the source of this 2791-nucleotide messenger RNA. RefSeq lists its product as uncharacterized. Lineage: Eukaryota; Metazoa; Arthropoda; Insecta; Hymenoptera; Figitidae. The transcript is spliced from 2 exons. The coding region runs from base 516 to 2120 and encodes 534 amino acids. The record is from RefSeq and is a predicted model, not a curated record.
AAAAUUUAAAAUAGUUUUCCGGCAAAUAAAAGAAUUAAUUGAAAUGAAAAAGAAGAGAAGGAAUAUAUAUAUGCCAUUUCUAAAUUUUCAUUUGAAGAAGAAAAAAUCGUCUCUAUCAAAAAAGAGAGAGAACAAAAUUUUUUUCUUCUAAAUUUGUUUUCACAUUUUUGGUAUUUUAUAAAUCGGGAGAUAUUUUCAAGUGCACGGAGAGAAAAAUCAAGCGUUUGUAGUAUGGACAGUUAAGCUUAUUUCGUAAAAGAAUGCACAUGCGCAAUAUGCGUAAAACUUCUGCUGUAUUUGUAUAAAUUUCUACGUUAUCAGCAUAAAAGUUCUACCUGUAACGCAUGGGACGUCAGUAUACUACGAUUGCAAGAGAUCCAUGCUUUUUUAGUAUAUGUUUCAUGCAACUGAGGUAUAAAAACAUGCCUCUUUAGCAGGACGUUCAUACAAAAUUAGCAUAGGAAGUCUCCAUACUACAAACGCUUGAUUUUUCUCUCCGUGUGGAAAUAUUGAAAAUGAACGUCCCCAGUAACAUGCCUUUUGAGCCACUUCGAACGAUCUAUUUUGUGCAUUACAUCAACUCUCUAAGUGAUUUUUUAUUCAAGGAAAAGUAUCUCGACGAAAACGAUCAGCACAAACAUAUUCCAAUUGUCAACGCUUUCUACAAUUAUCUAGACAACACUAACGAUAAUAAUCUCUUGCCAGAUUAUGAAAGUCGAAAAAUCCAUCUGGCAAAGAAUCUAGAAAACACCACCGAUUAUUACGAAGUAAAUGGAACUCAAAUAUAUUAUGUCGACUUGGUAAAUACCACUCUAAAGUCACUUGUAUUUGAAAAGUUUGGUGGUCCCUUUGGAUUUAUUCUCGAAACAUUGUCGAAGGAAAAUGACGAUACGUACAAAUAUGUAAUGCAACGUUUAAAACGUUCUCUUUUUGGUUUAAUAUUCGAUAAUGGAGAUGGUAAACAAUCGGUCUUGACUUCUAGAGCAAUUGAUUGGAUUUUUAAAGAUUUCAUCGAAGAAUUCUUUCCAAAAGCGAAAAAUUCUUCGGUUCGGAUCACGUCACUGAAUUAUAUUUACGCUCAAGCCGGAAAACGGUUUUUUAAAUCAGUUAAUCCACGUUUGAAACAUAUUGUUUUUAAGAAUGUGGGGGAAGAUGACAAUGAUGAUGAUCUUGAUGAAGAUGAUAAUUUUAAUUAUAUUGAUAUUGAUAAAGUUAAUGAUGAAAACAAUUUUAAAAAAUACAUCAAAAUUGCCCGAAGAAUUCAACCACUAUACGUGCCAAAAAAAUUUGACGAAUUAGGUCUGCUAAUAUUCACCGUACCUGCAUAUAUAAAUUACGUUUACAAUGAAAAGGAAAGUCUACAAUCCUACAAAAAUUUCACGACAAUCCUCAACAGUCAAGAUGUUUGCACCAAAGCCUUUCAAAAUUUGUUUUUGGAAAUAGAAAAACAACGUAGCGAAGAUACUCGCAAUAAAUUUUCCCUCGCAAUUUCCAGCAUCAAGAAUCGAACAGCAUUCGCUAGGGAGACAAUCGAAAACAAUUGUUCAACACAAAACAAAAUUGACAAGGAGGUUAAAAAAUACAAAGACCAUCCAAAACGUUACCGCUGCAAAAAUGGUAAGUCCCUGGGAAAUCUAAAUCUAAAUUACCAAGAAUAUUUGCUUAACAUUACGAAAAAGUACAAAAAGUAUGAGAAGGAAAUGUGUCGAGAGGCUUUUGGGAAAAGUUUUAUAGACAUGAUGAAUAGUCAAGAUAUUAUUAUUUCCAAGGCCUACAAUAGUCAACAAUUGCGAGAAUCGGAUGAUUUGUUCAAAGUCCACCUAUUGGAGAACAAGACAAGUUUGUACUUUGCGCUAAUUCGAAACAACUACAAUGUGACGCUAAUUGAAGAGGGUACGAAUCCUGCACUAUUUCGGCAGAAAUUAGGCCUCGACGAUGAUAUAGCCAUGGAGACAGAAGAAUUAUCGUGGAUGAAAUUGAACUCUAAAAAUUUCGAACGCUUCUUGUCAACACUAGCUCAGGAAAGAGUCGCAAUAUUUUGGAGUGACUUAAAGGACUGGGCUCGAGCCAAUGACAGUUCAGUUAAAUUUUACUCGAAGGAUGACUUUAUAUGGGAGUAAAGUAGGCGCAAAAUAGUAAUUUUCUGCACAUGUGCAGGAAAGUUAAAACGAUACUAUACAGCAGGGUAAAAAUUCUAAUAAUUUCACAAGUAGUGCCGCGACGUCUUCAUGUAUUUCCACAUUAACUAGUGCCACACCAUCCAGAAAUUCUCCAUCAAAUAUUGCUAACUUGAUUUUUUCAGAAUCGGUCAAAGUUUAAAGCAAAAUUAAAACAAAACUAUAAACAAAAUUUUUAACAUAAAAAAAUAAUAGAAAGUUUAUACAAAUAGGAAAAAUUGUUUUAAAAAGUCAGUUAGCUCAUGUAACGACGCUAGGGUCAAAAACAUAUUUUGAAGCACAUUAUCUAAUGUGUUUUGAACCAAGGAAUACAAUUAUUGUCCUAAUUUUAAAAGAUUCGCAAAAAUUUAAAAAUAAUAAUUUUUGUUACAAUAUAAGUUGUUUCUUGUUGUAUAUUCGAUAUUAAAAAAUUGGGGUUCUGCUAAUUGGAAAACAAGUAGUUCUUCAUCUACUAAUAAGUGUGCUUCUGUGUUUGUUAAUAAUUAUGCAUUUGGUAGUGCUGAUUCCUAAAAAUUUAGCAUCAAAUAAUGUUCUGAUAUCUGUCAAUAAUUGUAGUGCUACAUCUGUUGCAAUGAAGCUCUUACUUAAUACUCUUAAUAAAUAUGUAAUUUAAA